AUGGCUCCUAGAACAUCGGGUGUUUCAUUGCCGCGACAUGGCGGCCUCGACCCAGACCUGUGGAAGCGUUUCAUGGAAGAUGAGCAGAUCAGAGCUGACUGUCUACCCCCAGUCAACGAGUCUCUCGACAUGGCUUCAGCGAAAGCGUCCAGUUCCAAGUCUCCUAAUGUCACCCUGACAGCUUCUGAUCAAGAACAAGCGAUGGUAUACCUCUUCGAAUUGUCCGUCGAGAGCAUACUGCACGAUAUCCUCCUGGAAAUCCACCAAGAAGAGAAGAUAUCUCGAAUGCAGACAGCCGUUGUGGAACUCGAGCAGAAAGCUGAGAAACUCCGCAGCAAGCUAGACAGCGAAGCCGAAAAUAAUACCGCAGACCAAUCUGUUGAGACAAAUGCUGCUAUUCUUAAGUCCGGUCAGGUCCAACUAAAAGGCAACCCAAUGAAGACGGUAAAGCACAUCAGAUGUCCCAAUUGCCGGCUACGGCGUCUAUUAUACCCCAGGGUCGGCUACAAUUCCCGCCCUGUUCCAGAUCCCACCGAACAAUACUGCAAGACCGAGCCCAUGAUCAUCGUAGACAAGCAUGAUGUCCACGGCCAACGCAAGAAGGGUGUCAAAGUAAAAGGCCAGCCUAAGAACAAGAAGAAAAGAAAGGACGAUCCUGGCUCUCCUGCGGCAUCGGAAAACUCCGAUCCGUUGACUCCGUCGUCUUCCAUGCCUGCCGACUCAUUCGAGUUCAAAGAGAUUGACUAUCCUGCCGCAAAAUGCCCCAACCGGGAGUCUCAUCUCGGCGAUCAUUGGAAAUCCGUCAACGUUUUCGCGACACACUUGAAUGGCAGCUGCUUCCUCAAGAAAGACCGGGCUGCGGGUCGUGAGGCUAAUGCAAAAAUUGGCGGGACUCCUCGCGACAGUCGCGCAAACUCACCCAAACCAGCCACCAACGGCGGCGUUAAGCGCAAAGCCGAGGAUGAUGAAAAGAGCGUGGGUAGUGGUCCCAUGAAAAACAAGAAGCAGAAGACCACUGCCGGAGAUGUCAAGAAGAUGGACAAGAAGGCACCGCCCAGUAAACUGAAGGAGGUCAACAAUAUUGGCGAUGAAGGCAGCCCCAACGCCAAGGACGCGAAUGGGGACACAAUACAAGUGACGCCCACCAAAUCGAUGAGGGACGCCAGCUCUGAGCCACAAAUCAAGCUCAAGCUGAAGACGGGUGCCGCCGCCGGUGCCGGGGAUGGCGGCGCUCGCAAAAAGCCGAGCAAGGCGAGCAAGAAAUGA
This is a messenger RNA of Cladophialophora yegresii CBS 114405, 1266 nucleotides long. RefSeq lists its product as uncharacterized. Lineage: Eukaryota; Fungi; Ascomycota; Eurotiomycetes; Chaetothyriales; Herpotrichiellaceae. The record is from RefSeq and is a predicted model, not a curated record. The coding region runs from base 1 to 1266 and encodes 421 amino acids. The transcript has 2 exons.